AACCCGUUCCAGCCCAGUCUAUUCAUCACUUCAUCAACAACUGGAUGGUGUUAUAUCCUUAUUGUUUAGGAUUCAAAUAUUUUUACCUAAAUUUAUUUUAUCUUAUUUAAAUAAUAGGAAGUUUAACAAACUGGCUCAGUUCUUUUAUUAAAAUUCCAUUUAUGCUCGAGACCCAAGUAACCUAGGAUGAUCAUUUUAGGAAAGUAUUAUAAGUCUUCUGUGUGUUUCUUUGAUUGAGCCAGUUGUUAGCCAUGAUAAGCCGGGAGGUGCCGACCAUAGCACUAACGAUCGGGAUGUGCUUCUUCGAGCAAACUCUGUCCUUUUUACAGGAUUGAAUCCUGGGUACCUUUACGUUAAGUAAAAGGUUUUUUAACUAAAUCAAUGUGGACUGAAGAGUUGUAAGAAACGCGCAUUCAUGGAUGACAAAUGGGGAUUCAUAGAUUCACUUCCUGGAAAUUGGAUUAGUUUUAAAUGAAGAGCGUAGUCAGUUGAUAAAGAAAAACAUCACUGAGAAAUGGUACCUAAAAAAGGAAAAUUCAAGAAAUUUAAAUGUUUGCAGAAAGAAUGGACAGAGUUUGUCUAUUCUUCUCUAAAGGGACCUGCUGGAAGGGUAAAGAUUGUCCUUUCCUACACAUCUUACCGAGAAGCAAAAACAGAGAUGAAGAGGGGGAAGAAUAUAGCCGGAAACCUCCAUAUUCAAAGUCAAGCUACAAUCACUAUCCAGAGAACGUUAGUACUCCAGGCAACUCCAGAGAUUCUUCGCAAUCAAAGUAUCAACAGUACAAAGAGGAUUCAACAACCCCAGAUUAUACAAGAGAAGUAAAGAGUUCCCAAGAUAGAAGACUAGUUCAACAGAACACUACCUCUAUAAGGGAAUCAAGAUCACAAGUUAAGAGAAGAGACAGAAACCCUAGAUAUUCACCUAGUUCUCAGAACAACCGGUAUUCAAUUAAUUUCAAUCUAGAUUCUAUAAUUUCAAAUACCUUAGGCCCUCAGGUUAAUCAUAAUCACUGAUUAUGAACCCCUUUUUUUCAGUCAUAAAUAUUCGACUUUAUUAUGAGAUUUAUUAAUACACUUGAUUGGUGUUCCGGCUCAAGCUCAAGAUCAGUGAUUGAACUAAAUAUACGUGAUUAAACCAUGUCUGGCUAUCCA
Eurytemora carolleeae is the source of this 1152-nucleotide messenger RNA. RefSeq lists its product as uncharacterized. Lineage: Eukaryota; Metazoa; Arthropoda; Copepoda; Calanoida; Temoridae. Gene Ontology annotation, molecular function: metal ion binding. The record is from RefSeq and is a predicted model, not a curated record. Bases 550 to 1014 code for a protein of 154 amino acids. The transcript has 4 exons.